CAUUGUGAAACAGCAAGCAGUCCAACAUCGAGUCACAAAAUAUAGAGAAGUAUUAGCCUUAUAGAAAGAACUUGCUACUUACAUAUACAUACAUAGAAUUGUCAUCUUUUAAAUGAUAAAACAUGGGAAAUGGAAUGAACAAGGUAUUGCCGGGCUUAUAUGUUGGCAACUAUCGAGAUUCAAAGGAUACCCAACAGUUGGACAAAUUUCAAAUAACGCAUAUAGUGGCCAUACAUGAUAGUCCUAGAAGAUUACUGCCAGAUAAACAUUAUUUAUGCGUAAUGGCGGCUGAUACGCCCGAUCAAAACCUCUCGCAAUAUUUUAGUGUUUGCAAUGAUUUUAUUCAUGCUGCCCGUCUGAGAGAAGGUAACGUUCUGAUACAUUGUUUGGCGGGUAUGUCUCGCUCGGUUACGGUUGCUGUGGCCUACAUAAUGACUGCCACCAAUUUGAAUUGGAAGGAUGCUUUGAAAGUAGUGCGAGCAGGUCGCGCUGUUGCUAAUCCAAAUGUCGGCUUUCAAACACAAUUGCAGGAAUUCGAAAUGUAUCGCCUGGGCGAAGAACGCAGACGUUUAAGAGAACGAUUCCCCUCUACAGCUUUAGAACAACUAGACCGGGCCAAAUGUUUAUCGGCCUUGGACAACUAUGAGGAGUUGCUGCAAAACAAGGAUAUAUGUGAAGGAAAUUGUGUGCGAGGCGAAAAAUGUCCUACAGGUGUUUGUAAUAUGGACCCCACCAAAGGUCUCUUCCGCCGACGACCUUCAUCUGCCUCAACACGAUCACGCCUCCGACCACAAAGUUCUACUGGAGGUGUAACCACCGCACAGUCGUGUCCGACUUCACCGAAACACAACACCCAAGGUGGCGUGGGAUCACGUCGUUCAUUGGGUGGACAAAAAAUACCUGAGGACGAAGAGGCCCACCUUUCACCCACCACUUCUAGUGAAGCGGCCGAAUAUGCAGCCGCCAUAGAAGCAAGUCGCCUAGAGGCUCAACAGCAAAUGGUACAGCAACAACAGCAGCAGCAACAACAACUGCAAAAGUCACCUACAAGAAAUCCUGCACGAACACCUCGUGUCAGCAGUGCUGGAAGUCGUUUGACAGGAAAUUCCAAGGUCGGGGAAAUAAACGGAUCCCCACAUUUACAACGCAGUGCCAGUACGGUUAGUGGUAUGGCCGUUCGACCUCGCAGUAGUCCAGCCGGCUUACAUUCCUACACAGGUUCCGUGCCAUCCUCCGUCCAUGGAUCACGUGUUGACUUACGAGAUGCUGACAAGGGAUCGGCCAUAUAUUUAGGUUGUUCGGCUCCACGAAAUUCUUCGCUGUCACUGGCCUCAUCACGUGCUUCGUCGGGAUCAUCGGCACCACCCUCACCGGCAAGAACACCACCUGUUAGUCCUCGUCAGGGCGUUAGAAGAUCCACCAGUUUAAUGAAGAAACAAAGAUGAAAUUUCAUGGUGAUUUUUUAUAAAAAUCGUUACACAAUAUUUUCUUUUCUUAAGCAAUUUAAAAUUAAAUAAUUCUUAUGCGACAGCAAUGAUGAUAUACGUUCUAAGCUUAAACAUUAAUUAGCAUAUACGCAAAGGGAUCAUAUUGAUGAGAAGCAUUUUUAAAGAAUUAAGACAAUUUUUUAAGAAGCAUUUUGUUUAAAAACCAAAAAUGAAAAAACACAAUUAUUAUUAUAACUUAUUGCUUAAAAUGAAAUAAUAUUAAACUUUAAAGCUAAUCUAAUUAAUCACUUCAAAAUACUUAUUAAUAACUAUGAGCAUUUAACGCUUAAUCCACAAAAUGAAAAAUAAAUAAAAUUGAUUCUGUAAUAAGUUCAAAUACUUGUAUGCAUAAACUUAAAGAGCAAUUACAAUAGAUUUCUUACGUUUCGUUAAGAAAGGCUUACUUUGCAAACUAAAUAUUUAAUAUUUAAAUGAAUUCUAUAAUUAAUUACAUAGAAUAAGAAAAUAAUCUACGUACAUUUACAUGAUGAAACCGAAAAAUAUGUAUUUAACAAUCUGGAGCUAUUGUCAAAAACAAAGGACAUUUAUUUUUUCUACAUUUUUCUAACUAUUAAGCUUUAAUCAUACAUAAAUGUAAAAAAUUAAAACUAUCGAAAUAUUUAUACCAACAA
Messenger RNA from Calliphora vicina (urban bluebottle blowfly), 2119 nucleotides. RefSeq names its product protein phosphatase Slingshot. Gene Ontology annotation, molecular function: protein tyrosine phosphatase activity; protein tyrosine/serine/threonine phosphatase activity. Gene Ontology annotation, cellular component: cytosol. The record is from RefSeq and is a predicted model, not a curated record. NCBI's taxonomy places the organism in Eukaryota, Metazoa, Arthropoda, Insecta, Diptera, Calliphoridae. Gene Ontology annotation, biological process: protein dephosphorylation; signal transduction.